AUGCUCGCCUACAACACCGACCUCUAUAGGAAUUUCUCAGCAGCUUCUCGAUCGCCGCAUGGUAUCGCCGGUAUUUCAGUAUUAGUCGAUUAUGGAAAGGAAACAAAUGAGGAGUUGUUGAAACUGACCAUAGCGACGGCAAGUAUUAUCUACAAAGGUAGGAGAGGAUUUGCGUUGCUUCCUCGAGAAUAUGAGAGUUGA
Messenger RNA from Cooperia oncophora, 201 nucleotides. Lineage: Eukaryota; Metazoa; Nematoda; Chromadorea; Rhabditida; Trichostrongylidae. The record is from the annotation of a GenBank genome assembly.